AUGUGUGGCCGAUCACGAUGCACAUUGGCGCGUCAGCAGGUGGCAGAAGCAGCGGGUGUCUCUCCGGAGGAGUUUACCGAUGGAGACAAAUACAAACCGGUGGAGAAUAUGGGGCCAGGACGAUACGGACCAGUGCUUUUGCAAUGCGGUGGCGAAAAGGUAGACAGUGAGACGAAAGCGAAGACGCGUCUUCAGGCCAUGUGGUGGGGACUUGUUCCGUCAUUCACCAAGGCUGAUGCAAAGCCAGAUCAUUUUCUAAUGUUCAAUGCCAGGUCCGAGAGUCUCAAGGAAAGACCAGCGUUCAAGAGACUCGUGGAGUCAAAGAGAUGUGUAGUGGUGUGUGAAGGGUAUUACGAGUGGCACCAAGUCGACAAAAGAGAGAAACAGCCGUACUACUUUUACCGCGAGAAAAGUCUGAUGAAGUUUGCAGGACUAUACGAUCGCUGGAAAAACGAGGAAGACGAGCUGAUGUACACCUAUACUAUCCUCACCACUGCGAUCGCGUCGGAGAUGAAGUGGUUGCACACCCGAAUGCCGGUCAUUUUGCCGCUGGACGAAGAUGUUGGUCGGUGGCUUUCCGGUGCAAAGUUUGAAGACCUCAAAGGUUUGCUGAAACCGUAUAGCGGAAGCGACUUAAAGUGGCAUCCUGUGGACAAGAGAGUUGGAUCGAUGCAGUUUCAAGGUGAAGAAUGCGCCAAGCAGAUCAACAUUAAGCAUGCAGGCGACAUCAAGUCGUUCUUUGGAGUCAAGGCAGAGAAGCAAGAGCCUCGGGUGUCUUCACCAGGGAUACCACCAACAACGUCCGACAAGACGGACGGGGUACUAAGCAGUGAUUCUGUUGCCAGCUCUUCAGUCAAAAAGGAAGAGCAAAGCGUCGACCCCGACGCUAGGCUGGCAAAACGCUGUCAACAGUUUCUCACCAACUUUGUGCCAGCCUCCUCGCUCCUGGGCAAAAGCUUCGCGGAUGAAAAGGAGGCGACUCAAUCUGAACAGCUGAACCAAAAGCGCCGUCGCGUGUCAUCUCCACCACGACCAAAAAAGACGUCCACACUCAAGUCGCCAGCCAAGUUCAAGAUGUCGCCCGGCCCAAAACAAUCGUCGCUCGACUUUUUUUUCAGCAAGGGGUCGGCUCCGAACUGA
This is a messenger RNA of Peronospora matthiolae, 1140 nucleotides long. NCBI's taxonomy places the organism in Eukaryota, Oomycota, Peronosporomycetes, Peronosporales, Peronosporaceae. The record is from the annotation of a GenBank genome assembly.